This is a messenger RNA of Esox lucius (northern pike), 3193 nucleotides long. It is a transcript of the gene rin1a, whose product is annotated as Ras and Rab interactor 1a. The record is from RefSeq and is a predicted model, not a curated record. Gene Ontology annotation, cellular component: endocytic vesicle; cytosol. Lineage: Eukaryota; Metazoa; Chordata; Actinopteri; Esociformes; Esocidae. Gene Ontology annotation, biological process: vesicle-mediated transport. Gene Ontology annotation, molecular function: small GTPase binding; guanyl-nucleotide exchange factor activity.
GGUUUGUUUCUCCCCUGAGUGUUAAUGGAAAAUGUAAGGAAGAGACAGAGAAGUGCGAGGAACUUCUGAAUCACAGCUUCGCAGUUCUAUGCCACCGUCCGAGGCAGGCAGCCACAGCAUGAUGCAGGAGGACCCUGUGUAUGAUUUCCCGGAGCCGGCAGGAGAGUCGGUGGGGAGGAGACGGUCGUGUCCUCAGCGUGGCUCCCUGAAGAACAUCAGUGUACUGGACCGCCUCCUGCUCACACAUUCUGUUUGGCUGCAGCUGUCCAUCAACUCUGCUACCGCUCUGCACAUCCUGCAUCGGGAGCCGCCUGGGACCUUCCUGGUGCGCAAGUCCAACACGUUGCAGAAGAAAGUGUUGUGUGUCCGGCUUACGGAUGACAGCAUCCCCUCAUUUGUCAAACAGUUUUCUAUCCGCGAAGUGGACUCGACCUUCUGUUUGGAGAGAGCAGCUCUCAGUUUUCCUGACCUCUGCCGGCUCAUUGCCUUCUACUGCGUUAGUCGGGAUGUGUUGCCCUUCCCCCUACAGCUCCCAGAGGCCAUCGUCAAGGCUUCAUCCCACAAACAGCUGGAGUCCAUCUCUCACAUGGGCGUGGAGUUUUGGAGUUCCCCGCUAAACUUCAGAGGUCCACGCAAUGAGCCCCCACCAGCAGAGGCGCUGCCGAACUCAACCGCCGGGGACUGUGCCACAACCCAGGAGAGCCCCACCCUCUUCCAGGAGUUCUGCCCCAUCCAGACGCGCAGCCCCAGGGAGUUGAACUGCGGGGCGGCAGGCCAAGGUGCACUCUGUUUCAUCAACCCACUCUUCCUGCAGUCGGAGCCCAAACUGCACAGACGGCAGCAGUUCAAACACAGCAUCAAGGUGCGUGUCUCCACUGAGAACUCCAGUCCCUUGUCUCCGCCAGUCGCCCCUCCCCCCCCCCCCACCCCUGAUGGCCAAGAGGAAGGGAAGAAGACCCAGGAGGCUGGUGAAGCAGUGGAGGCCAGUGGGACGUGGGCCGCCCAGGAGGCCUCAGACUACUCGCAGCCAAGCCUGGUUCUUCCAAACCUUCCGAAGAAGACCAGGGGCGCCCCCACGCUGUCUCCCACUUUAGAGGAUGACUACCAUGUGCCCGUAGGUCUCCUGCCAAGACUAGACCAGGAGAAAGGACGUGAGAAGGAGGGAGUCAGUGAGGAGGAGGUGGGUCUCCUGCCAGGACAUGAUCAGGAGAAAGGAGCUGUGGAGGGAGUGACUGAGGAGGAGGUGGGUCUCCUGUCGGGAAUAGACAAGGAGAAAAGAGCUGAGGAGGAGGGGUUGAGUGAGGAGAAGGCAGAUCUCUUGCCUGGGCUAACCCUGGAAAGAGAAAGUGAGAAGGAUGUGUGUGAGGAGGAGGUGGGUCUCCUGCUAGAGCAGAAAUGCGCUCCCUCCCUUAGUGAGCUGGAUAGCAGCAGCUCCCUCAGCAGCCUGGAGGAGGCCGAGGAGACCUCUGAACGACCCCCCCUCACCAGAGGCGCCAGUAAUCCCUCAAUCCUGGGCACCUCACGCCCUCGCCAGCCCAUCUCCGCCCUGCGCCAACUGAGUGCUGCUUUCGUGUCCUUCUUUGUGCCAGAGAAGCGUGUGGCGAGGCUGGUUGAGGACCUGUCCCGCGACAGGAGGACUGCGUUUGGUGCCCUGGUUCAGGACUUCCUCAGUCAGCAGCGGGAGGCCAUCAAGACACAGUGCCUGAGGUCUGCCGUGGAGCUACUGCAGGGCAUCCGCCUCUUUCUCUCCCAGGCAAAGGCCUUCCUGCUGGACUGUGGGGAACUUGAGCCUCCCAUUGAGACCAUGGUUCCAGAUGAUGAGAAAGACCUGGCACUGGAAAAAGCCAUGUUCCGCUGUGUGCUGAAACCUCUGAAGGGACAGAUAGACCGGACAUUGAAAGAGCUGCACGAGCGCGACGGCUCCAGCCAGAAUAUGGCAGAGUGCCUGUCUGUGGCUCGAGGAAGGACCCCAUUGGACUGUUUUGGCGUGCGGGUGGGAGUACCGGACGGUGCCGGUGUAGAGAAGGUCCGGCGGAAGUUAGUUCUCAUGAGUCGGGCCUACUCUCCCAUUGAUAAGGUCAUGCUUCUUCUGCAGGUUUGCAAGCUCAUCUAUAAAGCCAUGACCGAAAAUUCAGGCCAGGAGUUUGGUGCAGAUGACUUCCUUCCAGCCCUGUCCUAUGUCCUGGUACAGUGCAACAUGCCAGAGGUAAUGAUAGAGGUGGAGUACAUGAUGGAGCUGCUGGAGUCUUCAUAUCUGACAGGGGAGGGUGGAUACUACCUGACCAGUGUAUACGCCAGUCUGUACCUGAUCCAGAGCAAGUCUGAAGCUGUACCCUCUGGCGGCCUGACCCAGGAGGCAAGAGACUCCCUGAAAGACUGGAGCUGGCGACGGAGCCACCAGGCUCAGAACCAGAAAAACCAUCGACAGCACCUGAAGUGUGUCAGGGUUCUGUUUAAAGAUGGAGAACAAAGCUGGAUGAAAACCCUACAGUGGAAGGCAGGAGAUAAUGUGGAAACCCUGACCGAGCUCUGUGCUGUUAAGUUUGGGGUAGACAACCCACAACUACACAAACUGUAUUGGCGGAAUGAGGGGAAGCUUCAAGCCUGCCUUCCCCAGGCCCAGAUCCAGGACGUACUGGGUCAGGGCAGCAGUCGAACACCACUCAUAUAUCAGCAUGCCAACCAGGAGGGAUUCAAGACUUAUAAACUAACUAGAGAUGAGGCUGUGGACCUUGUGGAAUAAUUGAGUGGUCCACAUUUGUAUCCACACAUUAUGGACAAGUUCUUUAACCCCAGCCUUGCUAGGAUGACUUGUCAUUUUUUUAAUGCGUAACUGACAUUUCAGUAAUAAGACAUUGUGUGUUGCAAUUUACAAGUGGACAUUCUUUUCCAGUGUGCAACAUUUUAGUAUUCAUCUCUUUAAAGAAGUCCCCUUCAAUAAUUCAUUAGAAUAAAAAAAAUAAACACAAUUUGGAAUCAAAUGUAUUUAUUGUAACCAAGAGAGAUUGUACAGUCCUGUGGAUCCUCUUACAAUGCCUUGCCUUAAAUUAUAAUCACAACAGUGGCUUUUAUUUCCCUGUUCACUAGAGACAAUGACCUUAUCCUAUGAUGUGUAUUUAUGGAAGGAGUUCUUCAAUAAGAACUUUGUCAACAUUUUGCAGACAAAGUGUCAACAUUAAAGAUUAAUUGGUGA